UAAUUAAUUAAAAAGUUUUGGCUCUGACUUGCCCGUUAUUCAACUUAUAUAAGGCCCCUUCCUCCUCCUCCUCCUCAACUCAACUCAAGGGACGACCAACAUACAUGAAAUUACGAGUCCGAGUAUGAGCAUGAGCAGCAGCAGCAGGAGGUAUAAAGGCGUCCGGCGCCGCAAGUGGGGCAAGUGGGUCUCAGAAAUCAGAGUCCCGGGCUCCUCCCAGCGCCUCUGGUUAGGAUCCUACACUACCCCGGAGGCCGCCGCCGUCGCCCACGACGUCGCUCUCUACUGCCUCCGUCCGGACUCCUCCCCCCGCACCCUCAAUUUCCCCACCAUAACAGCAGCCACCCGACCCCUGCCCCUGCCCCUGCACCUGCCCGCCGGAGCUAUGUCGCCCCACUCUGUGCAGCGGGCCGCCUCCGACGCCGGACUCGCCAUUGACGCCCAAUACUUGGAUUCCAGGGACCCGCUAGUGGAUGAUGGCAAUAAUAAGAGACCAGAGGACGAUGAUGAAGAAGAAGACGACGACGACGACAAUGCUGCUGCUGAUGAAGGCAAUAAAUCAAAGUGUGGGGGAGGAGGGGGGCAAUCGAAGAGGAGCGCCAAUCACAUUCACCAUCAUAGAGGAGGAGGACGAGAAUUCCUCAGCAUUUCUGUGGAAGAUUAUCUCCCACUCUAGUCUGGUCUGGUCUAGUCAGGUCUACACGGCAGAAUGAAUGAAUGACUACACAAUCAAAACGAACACGGACGCGUAGAGAAUAACAAUAACAAUAAUAAGAGCGAGGGGGGGGGGAGGAGGAAUUAAUUGGGUGUCAAUGCAAGGGGGCAGGCCAUGUAUUGUGUAUUGUAUUGUAUUGUCUUUUGUAUUGGUAUUGUAGGCUUGGGUCCGUUCCGUUGGAGGAGGAGGACUCUAUCCUCCAUUCAUCCAUCCAUCCUACAUACCUACCUGUCUCUCUGUUUGCUUUCGUACUACUGCUGCUGCUGCUACCAAGACUACUUACUACUAGUCCAAAGUCCAAAGUCCAACCAAUAAUAAUACCAUCUAUUCCCCACUCCA
Molecule: messenger RNA, 1054 nt
Organism: Andrographis paniculata
Lineage: Eukaryota; Viridiplantae; Streptophyta; Magnoliopsida; Lamiales; Acanthaceae
Product: ethylene-responsive transcription factor ERF013
Exons: 1
Coding region: 125-676 (183 amino acids)
Biological process (GO): regulation of DNA-templated transcription
Molecular function (GO): DNA-binding transcription factor activity; DNA binding
Source: RefSeq, a predicted model, not a curated record